UUUCGCGAAGAGAGAGAGAGAGAGAGAGAGAGAGGAAGUCCCUAGGUAUAUAGCUCUGAGGGUUUAUCUGCGCGGGCGCGCGUCCGGCGCAAGCUCCUCAUGCAGCAUCCUCGUCAGUUGCAAGUCAGAGAAAUAGAGGCGAGGCUGUGUCUGCGUACGCUGGAUUUCUUUUGUACCCCAUAAAGGGUGAAAAAACCCCCGUUAUUUGAAAGUUUUCCGGUGUAGAUUAAUCACGUUUAUUGUCCAGCGAGGAUUUUGUCCGGGCCGCGGCUUCGAUUGAUUAAAUUUUUUUUCUGUGAUAAUGUGUUUUACCUAAUAUCAUACAUUUGAAUACAUAUGUAUUGAUGUUUUCGCACAAGUCAUUCGCGAUGUUACCGUUAAGUGUGGUGGAAAGUAAUAGCGGUAGGAAUUUUCGACGACUCCUGUUCCUCGUCGUUGUUUUCACCGCUGGGGGGGCAAUGGGACUCCGAGACGUGCGUAUCACUGUACCGGCCAUGGUUCGGUCCCGAGAUUCAGCACUGCUCACCUGUGACUACGAUUUGGAGGCCGCAGAUCUGUACUCCAUAAGAUGGUAUCUUGGGGACGAAGAGUUUUAUCGAUUUGUACCCCAAGAAGCUCCUCCGCAAGCAAUAUUCUCCGUUCGUGAUAUGCAGGUUGAUAGACAACACUCAAACAUGAAGGACGUGACAUUGGUGAACGUGUCUAGAAACCUGACUGGAACCUACAAAUGCGAGAUUUCGGCCGAUGCCCCGUCAUUUCACACCCUGAUAGAAGAAGCGCAGAUGAAGGUUGUAGAUGUCCCGGAAGCGGAUCCGUGGAUUGAGCCAGAGAAACAACGUUUACCGGCGGGUGAAACUCUUCGGGCGAAUUGCACGUCAGGCGCUUCGAAUCCCGCCCCCACCAUUACGUGGGCGCUCAACGGAGAUCCUUUGAAUCGAACAAAUCUUGCGUUCAAAACGUGGCCACGGUUCUUGGGCCAAGGUGACAUCAAAGCCACACAAUCUACUCUGGAACUCAAGACGACCGCGGAACUUUUCAAGGAAGGAAAACUCGUGCUUCGAUGUUUUGCAGCAAUACCGACUGUUUAUACGGCUUCCGCUGAGUUAGUUGUCGCUGAAGACACACCGCUCAUUGCAUCAAUCACCGGCAACGCUUCGCCACACUUACGCCAAUCAAGUGGAUCCCGUCCGAACUCUUUAUUAGAGAUUGGCGUCCUCAUGUUAUCCUUGGCAGCAGCCGCAACCUGGAGCAGAUAGCUCUUUUACAAAAAGGGCAUCGAUUCCUCUCACUGACCCGAACACGUCGUCCAUGUCAACCUAGUAGCUAGGGCUUCCAGUUAUGUAUGUUACUAUGUAUCAUGUAGAUAGGUGGAUAAUUUUUAUUGAAGUGACAAGUAAUAAUACACAAACUAUAUACAGUUACUUUUGAACAUGUUAUCUUUUGAUGUAAAUUGUUGAUAAUAAAAUGCGUUGAUCUAUGCAUUUUAA
This is a messenger RNA of Neodiprion virginianus, 1487 nucleotides long. RefSeq names its product basal cell adhesion molecule-like. The record is from RefSeq and is a predicted model, not a curated record. Lineage: Eukaryota; Metazoa; Arthropoda; Insecta; Hymenoptera; Diprionidae. The transcript has 6 exons. Bases 345 to 1256 code for a protein of 303 amino acids.